Messenger RNA from Chaetura pelagica (chimney swift), 1285 nucleotides. It is a transcript of the gene SPON2, whose product is annotated as spondin 2, extracellular matrix protein. The record is from RefSeq and is a predicted model, not a curated record. Gene Ontology annotation, cellular component: extracellular matrix. Bases 1 to 993 code for a protein of 330 amino acids. The transcript has 5 exons. Gene Ontology annotation, biological process: cell adhesion. NCBI's taxonomy places the organism in Eukaryota, Metazoa, Chordata, Aves, Apodiformes, Apodidae.
AUGGAAAACCUGAUGUUUGUCUACUGCUCCUGUAAAGUUAUCUGGACGUUACUUGUAACAAUUCUAGGUCAUGCCAACAGCUUGCCUGUGGGUGAUGAUUCUCUUUGCACAGCAGAGGAUCUUGCUAAGUACAGCAUAAUCUUCACAGGGAAAUGGAGUCAGAUUGCUUUCCCUAAGCAGUAUCCACUUUACAGGCCCCCAGCACAGUGGUCAUCACUGUUAGGUGUUACUCAUAGUUCUGACUACAGCAUGUGGAAAAAAAAUGAAUAUGCCAGCAAUGGUGUACGUGAUUUUGCUGAAAAGGGUGAAGCAUGGGUGUUAAUGAAAGAAAUAGAAGAAGCUGGAGAGAAAAUUCAGAGUGUACAUGGAAUCUUCUCUGCUCCUGCCAUUUCCAGUGGUACAGGACAAACCUCCACUGAAUUAGAAGUGCACCCGAGACAUCCUUUAGUUUCAUUUGUUGUACGAAUUGUUCCAAGCCCUGACUGGUUUGUGGGUAUUGACAGUCUAAAUCUCUGUGAAGGAGACCACUGGAUGGAAGAAGUAUCAGUAGAUCUAUUUCCAUAUGAUGCUGGAACUGACAGUGGUUUCACAUUUUCCUCCCCAAAUUUUGCCACUAUUCCACAGGACACAGUUACAGAGAUCACUUGUUCCUCUCCAAGUCACCCAGCAAACUCAUUUUAUUAUCCCAAACUCAAAAUUUUGCCACCUAUCGCUCAUGUAAAAAUGGUGAAAUUAAAGAAAAACCAGCCUGGUCUUCCUCCACCUUUUCUUGAUAUUCCACCUAAAAGCAAUGAAAUAAUAGACUCUAUUUCAGAAACACCCCUGGACUGUGAGGUUUCACAAUGGUCUUCCUGGGGUCUUUGUAGAGGUCUUUGCAGACAAACAGGGACCAAGAUCAGAACUCGUUUUGUCCUUCUCCACCCUGCCAAUAACGGAAUGCCUUGUCCAAAUCUGGAUGAAGAAACAGGAUGUGAACCAGAGAAUUGUGUCUGAAAUAAAGAAAAUAUAAUAAUUUAGAUAAUUUAAAAGUAGGAUAGUAGUUUAACUAAAUCUAAACUACAUGUCAGUGUUCCUUCUAAUUUGGAUAUCCUUCACUAUUUUGCCGGAAGGAUGUAUUAGACUGGUUUUUGAAAGUUGUAUUUUAAUAUCAAGAUUUUGGGGAGUUAAAUUCCUAAGGUUUAGUGUGACAACAGUACUUGUUCAUUUACAGACAAAACCCCCCACAUAAAUUCUUGCUAUAAAUAAACUGUAAGUUCUUGGAGUACCCUCUAGCGGCAGAAAAGAA